Molecule: messenger RNA, 928 nt
Organism: Cephus cinctus (wheat stem sawfly)
Lineage: Eukaryota; Metazoa; Arthropoda; Insecta; Hymenoptera; Cephidae
Exons: 2
Coding region: 20-526 (168 amino acids)
Source: RefSeq, a predicted model, not a curated record
UAAAUCGAAGCCAAAUACGAUGGAAACGAAGUGCGAGGUUAAAACGACGGUCGGGAUAGAUUUAUUUAAAAGUAAAUUUCAACGACUCUCAAAUGUUUAUAUCGUGAGUUUAAUUGAUACUCUUCAACUGCCCGAAUUAUUUAUACCGUGGAAGCUCCAGGAAAUUGAUGAUCCACGAAACGCAACAUUGAUCGAUAACUGGGGCAUCAAUCGAGCACCCUCACACAGAACAACCCCCUUUCCCUAUCAGCAUAUCAAGCUACCAGUGAAAUACCUAAAGAGAAGCUUAGCUCUCUUCCUCGGCUCUUUUCUCCGUCUCUUUCUCUCACAGGGACCGAGGAACAAUGAACCAUUGAUUGCAAAGAAUGGGAGCAAGCAAGAGAGGAAAUAUAUAGAUCGAAAGCAAACCCUUAAGAAUACCGAAGUGGUUAAGUACCUAGAUAGACAGAUGGCCUGCUGCUACUAUUUCAAGCUUGAAAUACGAUGUUACUUUCAAUGGAUGAAAAAUUUCAAAUCCAAUUCCUGACGCAGAUUAACCAACGACAGGAAACGUGUAUUCUCAAAUAAAUCUCGUGCCUUGGUUAGCCUGCUUGAUAACUAAUAGAUGCCAGCGAUCAAAGUCAAGAUUUUUCCUACACGUCACUUGACGUAUACGUCGUACGACGUAACGUUCCAUCAACGUCCUACGUUUUUGGUUGACAAAAACGUGUGUGGUAACGAUUACUUGGCAGUGGACUGGAGCAGUAUGAAAUUUCAAUUAAUGCGACUUCGAGGCACUGUAUUCCCAGUGAUCGAUGAGCUCGAAUUGAUCUAGUAAAAUAUUGAUCUAGUAAAAUAAAUGAUAUCACUUUUUUUUUCUUCAAUUCAAUUUAAAUGCAUCAGGGAGAUCCCAUGAGGAUAUAGAUCCCGGAGAGGAAGUCACCGAGUG